CAUAAUAGAUCUUUGAAUGAAGUUACAUAGAGAAGCUUUUAAGCUUUUAAUCUAACACUACCGAGUGCCCAAUAUCACUGGUGAAGAUUAUAAGUCACACUAGUGGCUUCCCAAUAAAUAAAUCUGACGUCACCCAAACAUAUGUCAAAAUGAAAUUAGUUUAACAAGAAGCAACAACUGAGCUUGAGCAGAGUUAUAUGGCUGUACACACAAUUUCUCUUCCUACACCUGGGAAUUCGUUCCAUAAGGGAUUAUAUACGAGAAGCAAAACUAAAUCUGUGCGUCAUAAAACAUGUUUGCCUGGAAAUGUCACUGCCACAGCUGCUUUGACGGAAUUGCCCAGUUUGGAUGUGACCAAAUUGUUCAAGCAAGGAUCAGGAUUGAAGGAAGCUGUGGAUAUUUUACAGACAGACUUCCAAAGCUAUGGUGUUAUUUUGCAGAAGUGCGCCCGCAGUCAAGACUUGAGACAAGGAAAGCGAUUCCAUGCUCAAAUGAUCCACACGGGAUUCGAACGGGAUACUUUUAUAGGAAACAAUCUCAUUAGCAUGUAUAUGAAAUGUGGUAGCCUGGUUGAUGCACGCCAUGUGUUUGACAAAAUGCCUCAACGAAAUGUCAUUAGUUGGAAUGCCAUGAUGGCUGGUUAUGCUAGCUGUGGACAGUAUGAGAAGGUUGUGAGGCUUUUUUGUGGAAUGCAGCAGGAACAGAUCAAACCAAACCGAUCUACUUUUGUUAGCCUUCUCAAAGCAUGCGUGAGUACUCCAGAUGUGGAACAGGUGCAUGCUCUUGUUAUUAGAACGGGUUUUUCAUUUGAUGUGAAUGUGGCAAGCAUUCUUGUGGAUGUUUAUAUUAAAUGUGGCGGCCUGCUUCAGGCUCGGCAAGUGUUUGACGACAUGCCUGAAAGAGAUGUUGUUUCUUGGACAUCCAUGAUUACAGGAUAUGCCCAAAAUGAACAUGGAGAUGAAGCCUUGGAUAUUUUCUAUGAAAUGUGCGUGAGAGGUGUGAAGCCGAAUCAUUUUACAUUUGCGAGUAUCCUCAUUGCUUGUGGAUGUCAAGGUGCAGUCGAAGAGGGGUUGGCAGUCCAUGCAAAUUGUAUCAAGACUGGGGUUAGUUCUGAUGCAUUUGUGAGGAGUGCACUGAUUACGAUGUAUAUGAAAUGUGGAAACAUAGAGCAGGCAUGUAAAGUGUUUGGGAAAAAGCCUGAACAGAACAUGGUUUCUUGGACUGCUAUGAUUGCAGGAUAUAUGCAAAAUGGGUACUCGGAGGAUGCCCUGCGUCUCUUUCACCAAAUGCAAGGUAUGAGUUUAAGAUGUAACCAGUUUACCUUUGCAAGUGUUCUUAGUGCAUGUGCUGACUUGAUAGCUAUUGAAGAGGGCAGGCAGUUACAUACCCAUGUCAUUAAAACUGGCUUUGAGUCUGCUAUUUGUGUAUCAAGCGCUCUUUUAAACAUGUAUGCUAAAGGAAAAUGCACAGAUGAUGCAGUCAAAGUAUUCACAAAACUACACGAACUAGAUAGCUUCUUAUGGAGUGCUAUGAUUUCCGCAUACGCACAGAAUGAAAAAUGUGAAAGUGCUCUGCAGCUCUUUCGUGAAAUGCAGCGAGAAAAUAUAAAGCUGGAUGAAACCACUUUUGCCAGUGUCCUUGCUGCAUGUGCCAACCUAGCAGUAGCCAUAGGAAGCGGAAAGCAGGUCCAUGCCAACAUCAUUAAAACCGGUUUUGAUUCAGCUCUUUGUGUAAGAAGUGCACUUGUUGCCAUGUAUGCAAAAUGUGGGAGCAUUGAGGAAGCAAAACAAGUUUUUGAUAACUCACCUGCAUUGGAUGUUGUGUUGUGGAAUACAAUGAUAUCAGGAUAUGCCCAACAUGGUCAUGGCGAACGGGCACUCGAACUCUUUGAGCAAAUGAAACAGGUAGGACUGAAGCCAGAUUACAUGACCUUUGUGGGUGUGCUUUCUGCGUGCAGCCAUGUGGGCCUUGUCGAUGAAGGCUAUAGCUAUUUCAAUUCCAUGAUUAGUUGCUACCAGAUCAUUCCAAUAAUGGAGCACUACAACUGCAUGGUUGAUAUUAUUGGUCGUGCUGGGCACCUGGACGAGGCAAUAGAUUUUAUAAACAAGAUGCCAUUUGAAGCUGAUGCUAUGAUAUGGCGGACCUUACUUGGUGCUUGUAGUGUCCAUGGUAACUUGGAACUAGGAAAAGCUGCAGCAGAACAUAUAUUUGAGCUAGAGCCUGAAGACUCUGCAGCAUAUAUUCUUCUGUCAAACAUUUAUAGUGCAACUGGCAGAUGGAAGGAUAGUGAUAAGAUGAGAAAAUUAAUGCAUGACAGGAAGAUUAAAAAGGAGGCAGGGUGUAGUUGGAUUGAAAUCGGGAAUCGAGUUCAUGCAUUCGUUGCAAGUGAUAAAUCACAUCUACAAACAGCUGAAAUCUAUUCCAAAUUGGGCCAACUGAAUGCACAAAUGAAGAAGUUGGGUUUUGUCCCUGACACAAAUUUUGUGCAUCAUAAUGUGGAUGAGGAGCAGAAGGAACAUCUUCUUCUUUACCAUAGUGAGAAGCUCGCUUUAUCUUACGGGCUCAUUAGCAGUACCCCUGGAACAUGUAUUCAAAUUUUCAAGAACCUUCGUGUUUGUGGAGAUUGUCACACUGCAAUCAAAUUUAUCUCCAAGAUUGAACAGAGAGAAAUAGUGGUUAGGGAUACGAAUCGUUUCCAUCAUUUUAAGGAUGGGUUAUGUUCUUGUGGAGACUAUUGGUGAUGCUGAGUGUACACUGCUAAAUAGGAUUUGAAUACUAGUACUAUAAUCUCCGCCUCAAGAGUUUCAGCUGCCUCAACAUUAUUUUUCUGCCCAAACCAUGAUGACAAAAUCCUAUAUAUCAUCUACAGCUAGUUGAAUCCUGAUAAAUCAUCACAUAGUUUCACACACUGUGGAAACAGCACAUAUAUUCAAAUCUACAGGUAGUGUUAUGCAGAUACCGUCAAAUUAGUGAACAGCCUGUGGUCUCUUUUGAAUCCAUCUAUUGAUGUCUUAUGGUGAUCAUAACUGUCAUUGUCUGUUUAGAGUUUCAAUACAUGGAAUCAGGAAUAAGUUCAGACAAGCCUUGUUAUAACAUCCAUCUAUUUUCAGGGCUAGUCAUCCUACUCUUUGAUACGACAUUCGAGUGCUUGGUUUGGGUUAUCUCAAUUUCCGAGGCACAUGGAAAUGUUAGAAAUAAUCUCUCUCCUUCCUCGAUUCCUAUUAUAUGAUCAAAGGCAUUCUGUGGGUUAUGUGAGGUUGUCUAUGCAUUCUAUUAACCGGAUGAAUCAUUCUACCAAGCUUGAAAAAUUCCCACUGAAAGAAUGUUUCCACACGUAUUUAGAAAUCGUCAUUAAACCUAGUGAAUGAAUGCAGUUGCUUGAAUUAUUGAAAAAUAGGAACAAUAAAUAACUUUGCUAAUCAAGCAUGAAAUAGAUUCAACCUGUGAGGGUAAUAUGAAUCAUGUUAUUUUGAAAUAGAUGUAUUCUUGAAUCACAUUGCUGAACAGAUAUCCCAAGAAAAAAGAAACCACCCACUUGACAUUCCAUGUACAAUUUUGUACAAUUUUAAUACCUUCAAACUGGUCGUUAAAGUCUUUCCUUGGAUUCAUUACCUAUCGGGGCAACUUUACCUUCGCAUGUUGUAAACGUGGUUUUUAGUCAUCCCAUAUCCAUCGAAUAUAUUAAUGUUUAAUUUUUGAGCCAUAUUAUUUUAUCUUUUAAGG
This is a messenger RNA of Cryptomeria japonica (Japanese cedar), 3723 nucleotides long. RefSeq names its product pentatricopeptide repeat-containing protein At2g03880, mitochondrial. The coding region runs from base 198 to 2741 and encodes 847 amino acids. Gene Ontology annotation, molecular function: RNA binding; protein binding; zinc ion binding. The transcript has 2 exons. The record is from RefSeq and is a predicted model, not a curated record. NCBI's taxonomy places the organism in Eukaryota, Viridiplantae, Streptophyta, Pinopsida, Cupressales, Cupressaceae. Gene Ontology annotation, biological process: RNA modification.